AUGCCCAUUGGUGUUCCAAAAGUGCCUUUUCGGAAUCCUGGAGAGGAAGAUGCAGUUUGGGUUGACGUAAACCGACUUCAUCGAGAAAGAUUACUUUUUUUAGGCCAAGAGGUUGAUAGCGAGAUCUCGAAUCAAAUUGUUGGUCUCAUGGUAUAUCUCAGCAUAGAAGAUGAUACUAGGGAUCUUUAUUUGUUUAUAAAUUCUCCAGGUGGAUGGGUAAUACCAGGAAUAGCCAUUUAUGAUACUAUGCAAUUUGUGUUACCAGAUGUACAUACAAUAUGUAUGGGAUUAGCCGCUUCAAUGGGAUCUUUCAUUCUGGUCGGAGGAGAAAUUACCAAACGUCUAGCAUUCCCUCACGCUAGGGUUAUGAUUCACCAACCUGCUAGUUCUUUUUACGAGGCACAAGCAAGGGAUUUUAUCCUGGAAGCAGAAGAACUAUUGAAGCUUCGCGAAACUCUCACAAAAGUUUAUGUACAAAGAACGGGCAACCCUUUAUGGGUUAUAUCCGAAGAUAUGGAAAGGGAUGUUUUUAUGUCAGCAACAGAAGCUCAAGCUCAUGGCAUCGUUGAUCUUGUCGCGAUCGAAAAUGAAAAUACAGGGAAUUCCAUAUAA
Messenger RNA from Phalaenopsis equestris, 612 nucleotides. Lineage: Eukaryota; Viridiplantae; Streptophyta; Magnoliopsida; Asparagales; Orchidaceae. The record is from the annotation of a RefSeq genome assembly.